ACCGUAUCCAAAGAUUCUUUAAAUGCACUGGAUCCCUACCCGUUUCUUGCUAGAACACAAUUCUUUACUUUCCCUUUCUUCACCUCUCCACGAUCCGAAUCCCCAAAUCAAACACCAGACUUCAGACUCUCUGUGACAAGAAGCCUCCGAACCCCAAUAGAUCUUUUAUACAGAGUAACAGAGGGACGGAGAAUCAGAGAAACAGAGAAGAAAGAUGAAGAUCACGGCCUUGCUGGUCCUCAAGUGCAACCCGGACGAAUCCGACCCGAUCAUUCUGGCCAACGCCUCCGAUACCAGUCACUUCGGCUACUUCCAGAGGUCCAGCGUCAAGGAGUUCAUCGUCUUCGUCGGUCGCACCGUUGCCAAACGGACCCCAUCCGGACAACGUCAGUCCGUCAAGCAUGAAGAGUAUAAAGUGCAUGCUUACAACAGCAAUGGUCUUUGUGCGCUGGGCUUUAUGGAUGACCACUAUCCUGUCCGAAGUGCAUUUUCUUUGCUCAACCAGGUGCUAGAUGAAUAUCAGAAAAAAUUUGGUGAUUCUUGGAGGACUGCACAACAGGACAGCACACAAACAUGGCCCUAUUUGGGUGAGGCCCUGACCAAGUUCCAGGACCCUGCAGAGGCUGAUAAGUUGUUGAAAAUUCAGAGGGAAUUAGAUGAAACAAAAAUUAUCCUUCAUAAGACCAUUGAUAGCGUGCUUGCACGAGGUGAGAGACUUGACAGUUUAGUUGAGAAGAGUUCAGAUCUUAGUGCAGCAUCGCAGAUGUUCUACAAGCAGGCAAAACAGGCCAAUCAGUGUUGUACCAUAUUGUAAGCUUCUGAGGCGAGUAGCAAUCCUGCAAUGACAAUCCCUUGAUAUGGUGCUGAAGUUGAUGGAUUACAAUUUGACGAUUGUAAUGUGUUCAUAACAUUUGUCAAUUGUUUGUUUGGUAGAAUUGUGUGGAUUUUCCUCAUUUUCCUAGGUAUCAAAGAAGGGAAACCAAAUAUUUAUAGAGGUCUCCUGCUAUUAUAGUAUUAAAUAUUGUUUCUGUUUGGAAACACGAGUUUGCGCAUCUGCCUGGGUGUAUGUGAUAUUCUCAUUACAAUUUUAUAAAAUAUAUGUCAUUGCUUUCA
Messenger RNA from Prunus dulcis (almond), 1113 nucleotides. Its product is annotated as VAMP-like protein YKT61. The coding region runs from base 215 to 814 and encodes 199 amino acids. NCBI's taxonomy places the organism in Eukaryota, Viridiplantae, Streptophyta, Magnoliopsida, Rosales, Rosaceae. Gene Ontology annotation, molecular function: SNAP receptor activity. The record is from RefSeq and is a predicted model, not a curated record. Gene Ontology annotation, cellular component: Golgi apparatus; membrane. The transcript has 6 exons. Gene Ontology annotation, biological process: endoplasmic reticulum to Golgi vesicle-mediated transport.